GAAGAAAAAGAAAAAGAAAAAACAAAAACAAGAAGAAAAAGAAACAUGACCAACUUAACGCGGUUUUUGGCUGUUUUGGUUUUGGGCAGUUUGUUUGUUUGUUUGGUUAGAUAGAUAAACAUGAGACUUUCCUUUCCUAAUCCGUCGAUCCUUUUCCUUAGCUUUUCCGUUUCAAGAUUCUCACUACACAGACACUACUGUGCACAAAAGCACACAGCUUUCCCCUAACUAAAACUCAUGAUUGCCUCUCACUUCUUUUAACUUAUGUCUUCACUGUAACAUUAUUGUACAAAGUUAAAGAAAACCACAAAAAAAAAAAAAAAAAAAAUUGUUAUCAUUAUUAUUCUUAGCUUUAGCUUGUCAUUCUUUCUUUCUAUUCUUGAUUACUUUAUAGUACCCAAUAACAGUCUCUUUUCAGGUAACCCACUUGAGCAAACAUCCAUUUCUUGAUUAGAUAGCUUUUGCUCUUUACUUUCUUGCAUUGCAUUGAUUUUAAAAGCUUCUUUAUUGGGUUUGAUCAACAUAUGUCAUUAUUGGUUUGAUCACACCUACCAAGAGCAACACCAGGAAUUCUCAUCAACAUGGUUCUUGGGCUCAGAUCAAAGAACCGGAAAAGGCACUUCAGUGCACAGGUUGAUUACCUCAUUCAUGUCCUAGAAAUCAAGCCUUGGCCCCCAUCUCAGUCUCUGAAAUCUAUAGAAUCUGUAUUUCUUCUGUGGGAGAAUGGUGACCACAGUUCUGGGUCUUUCACUUCCAAUGUUGGAGACGGGAAAAUUGAAAUUAGCGAGUCUUUCAGGCUACCGGUUACAUUAUAUAGUGAAGCACCCAGAAGAGGCACUGUUCGAGCCAGUUCCCAGAAGAACUACUUAGAAUUUAGCUUGUAUGAAACUCGAAAGGACAAAGCAAUGAAAGGUCAGCUCUUGGGAUCUGCAGUUAUAAACCUGGCAGAUUAUGGAAUCAUCAAAGAUGCUGUAACCAUAAGCACUUUGAUUAACUUCAAGAAGAACUCUAAGAGUACAGUGCAGCCAGUUCUUUCUGUUAAUAUUCAACCAUUUGAAAGAGAUAGCACUAGCUUGUCUAAAGAAGCAUCACUGGACAAGGAUGGAAGUGAAUCUGUUUCAGAAGUGACUAAUGAAAAUGAUGAGGAAAGUGAGAUUGCCUCCUUCACCGAUGAUGAUGUUGAUGAUAAUUUUUCUUCACAUUCAUCAAGAACUGCUUCUUCUCUUGCUAUGGAGUCUAGUAGAGGUUCACCAGGUCAAGAUGAAAAGAACUUCCCAGGAUCAGGAAACAGUGACUUACGGAGGGUCAAUGGGGAGCUUACUCUGCUGUCAGGUGUACCAUCUUCAAACCCAGAGGUGAAAUCCACAAACGAGGCUUUCAAACAAUUGAAUGAAGCUUCACGCCCUCCAUCAUCAACAGGCUUAUCGUCUAAUUUGAGGAGUUCUGUGAAUGAUUUUUUAGGUAAAGUUGUAUCGUCAGAUGGCUGUAUUCAGAUGGCUAAGAACUCAAACCAUGCAGAGAAUGAAGCCUCUCAAUCCAACCAAGAGGCUGGUAAAAAAGAUAAGAAAUAUGAGAAAAGUGGACUAGAGGUGAUAGCAACUAGUAAUUUACAUGUUGCUAUUAUGGAAGAUAAGUUGAAAAAGCAACAGCAUGGCGAUGGACGUAAUGUGGAGUUUUUAGCAGAAAAGAAACAUACUUUAGAGGAGGAAGAACUAGUUGGUAAAUUAGCUCAAGAAGCUACAGGAAGGCCAGCCAAAUUAAGGAGUAAUACCCUUGCAUUCAACAGGGCAGCAAAUGGUGUGCAGGGCAAUACACGCAGAGAUAAACUAAAACAUUUGAAAUCUGUUCAGUUACAGUAUGAUGUAGAUGAAAGUGAUGAGCCCUUCAGCAAUAUCCGGUUUGUCAAGAAAGCAAAGGAAAACGGCAUUCCUGAAAAUGUUCAUAAAGGUGGCUUAAGCGACAGGAAAGAAACAACCAACAACUUUCCUGACAACAAACUCCAAUUGAAAUCUGAAAUUGAAAUUCUUGAGGAAGAGUUAAGUAAGCCUGCUGCUGAAGAGGCAGGCGAUUUUUCAGCUAUUGCCAAUCGUGAAAACUUAAAAAACAAGGUCCAGAUUAUGGAGAAGGCAAAGGAAAUUAACCUUCCUGGCAACAUUCAUAAAGCUGAUGUGACUUGUGCACCAGGUGAAAUUGAACAACCCCAAAGCAGAUUUUCUGGAAACAACAUUGAGUUGGAAACUAGGGUUGAAAUGCUUGAGGAAGAGUUGAUUGAAGCUGCUGCAGUUGAGGUUGGCCUUUAUUCAGUUGUAGCUGAGCAUGGGAGUUCUACAAACAAAGUCCAUGCUCCGGCUAGGCGUCUUUCAAGGUUUUAUCUUCAUGCUUGCAAGGCGAGAUCACAGGAUUAUAGGGGAAAUGCAGCUAGAGCUAUCAUUUCGGGAUUAGUUUUGGUUUCUAAAGCAUGUGGAAAUGAUGUACCAAGGUUAACUUUCUGGCUGUCAAAUUCCAUUCUUCUGAGAGCAAUUGUAAGCCAGGCUGUUGAGAAAUUGCAAGUUCCAGCAUCAACAUCCAUCAACAAAAAUGGUGGUCAAAGGAGCAGGCCUCAGUCCUCCUUUCAUGAAGAUAAUGAAACUAAUAAAUCAAAAAGUUGUGAUGAGUGGGAGGAAGCUCAAACUUUUGUUGCAGCACUGGAAAGAGUUGAAGCUUGGAUAUUCUCUCGAAUUGUUGCGUCAGUUUGGUGGCAGACUCUAACUCCACAUAUGCAGUCCACAGCAGUUAAAGGCUCAGGGUCAAAGAAGACUCAUGCUAGAAGGUAUGGACUGGGUGACCAAGAUCAGGGGAAUUUUGCUAUUGAUUUAUGGAAGAAGGCCUUCAAGGAUGCAUGUGAGAGGCUUUGCCCUAUUCGAGCUGGGGGGCAUGAAUGUGGUUGCUUGCCUGUGCUAGCUAGAUUGGUAAUGGAGCAGUUGGUGCAUAGGUUAGAUGUCGCCAUGUUCAAUGCCAUUCUCCGGGAAUCAGCUGAAGAGAUGCCAACAGACCCUGUUUCUGAUCCCAUUAGUGAUCCAAAGGUUCUCCCAAUACCAGCUGGAAAAUCAAGCUUUGGUGCUGGCGCACAACUGAAAAAUGCUGUAGGAAACUGGUCCAGAUGGCUCACAGAUAUAUUUGGAAUUGAUGAUAGUGACUCAGAUGAUAAGGUUGAGCUUGACAGCAAUAGACUAGAAUCUGGGGCAUCCUUCAAGGUUUUCCACCUUCUUAACGCAUUGAGUGAUCUCAUGAUGCUUCCCUUUGAGAUGCUUGCUGACAAGUCAACAAGAAAAGAGGUUUGUCCUACAUUUGGUGCUCAUAUCAUUGAGAGGGUUCUUAACAAUUUUGUCCCAGAUGAAUUCAACCCAGACCCUAUCCCAGAUGCAAUUUUCGAGUCCCUGGAUUCUGAGGACCUUGCUAAAGAUGGGAAGGAGUCUAUCACAAGCUUUCCAUGCAUUGCCACUCCUACGAUCUAUUCACCACCUUCUACAGCUUCACUGACAAACAUUAUAGGAGAAGUGGGAAAUCAAACUCUGCAGAGAAGUGGAUCAGCAUUGCUUAAGAAAUCGUAUACCAGUGAUGAUGAGCUUGAUGAGCUGGACUCACCCUUGACUUCUAUCAUUAUUGACAAUUCCAGGGUUUCUCCUGCUUCAACAGCAUCAAAUUGGACGCCAAAGGGUAAGGGAGGCAGGAAAGUUGUUAGGUAUCAACUACUCCGGCAAAUAUGGAAGGAUGGUGAAUAACCUUUUUCAUUUGCCUCUCCCUCUCUCCUGUCAUAUAUGUACAUAGAGAUGUAAUUUUUAUAGGCCGGUUUUUAAGCUUUGAUUAUGAGUCAAAACUGGUACGGUUGCUUAAUCCAAUAGCUUGUAAGCAAAUUUUCCUCCAUUCUUAUGGUGCUUUGUUUUCAUGGUCAAAAGCUGUAAUGGAAGCAGAACUCUUUUUGGUCU
This is a messenger RNA of Ricinus communis (castor bean), 3965 nucleotides long. RefSeq lists its product as uncharacterized. The record is from RefSeq and is a predicted model, not a curated record. Lineage: Eukaryota; Viridiplantae; Streptophyta; Magnoliopsida; Malpighiales; Euphorbiaceae. The coding region runs from base 582 to 3761 and encodes 1059 amino acids. Gene Ontology annotation, cellular component: nuclear pore. The transcript is spliced from 9 exons.